Lactuca virosa is the source of this 2236-nucleotide messenger RNA. NCBI's taxonomy places the organism in Eukaryota, Viridiplantae, Streptophyta, Magnoliopsida, Asterales, Asteraceae. The record is from the annotation of a GenBank genome assembly.
AAAAAAAUCAUACGCAUUAAUUUAAGUUUUUUCUCGGAUCUUCUGGCCGGUUUGUAUUCGGACCUUCCAUAAUAACCAAGCCGUCAGGUUACCACGGCGGCGCUACCGCCGCUACCAGAGGCGUAUGAUGACCUCUCUACUCCGCAGAGCGGCGUCAAGCCUCCGCUCCAACUCUGAAAAACGUCACUUUUUUGCACAUGCGACGCAUCGCAUGGAGGAGACUGGUUUAUAUGGAUGCAAUCAUCUGAAAACCCCCAAGGGCUUUCAGCGUUUUGUAGAUGAAGCCAUUGAAAGGUCUAAUGAACUUGUUGGCUACAUUUCUCGAAUGCCUUCAUCUGCUGAAAUUAUUAACGCCAUGGAUGAAAUAUCAAACACCGUAUGCCAAGUGGUGGAUUCCGCAGAACUUUGCAGACACACACAUCCUGACAGGGAUUUUGUUGAUGAGGCAAUGAAGGCAUCAAUGAGGAUUAACGAAUAUCUACAUUAUCUAAAUACAAAUCUUACUCUAUACAAUGCGGUGCUGAAAGCUGAUCAAGAUCAGACUCUAACAAGCAAUGAAGCUAAAAGAGUUGCACGUGAUCUUCGCAUUGAUUUUGAAAAGGGUGGAAUUCAUCUAUCUGCAGAAAAGAAAGAUCGAGUGAGUCAACUCAAUAUUGAAAUCGCCAGAUGCUGUGCACAGUAUAAUGAAAAUAUAGCCAAGGAUCCAGGUCAUGUGGAUAUAUAUCCAGCAUCACGUAUACCAAAGAACUUACAUCAUCAUGUUAAGCCUGUUAAUCGGUCAACUUCACCAGGUCAAAAAGUCAACAUCAGAGAAAAAGGGUUCCGAAUAGUAACAGAACCAAGCACUGUGUCAGCUGUUUUGCAAUGGGCAUAUGAUGAUGAGGUUAGGAAAAUGACAUAUAUUAAAAGUAAUUCCGUACCACGUGCAAAUCUUGGAGUUCUUGAUAACCUAAUUGCUGCACGUCAUGAAAUUUCUCAGAUCAUGGGGUAUAAAUCAUAUGCUGAAUAUGCUUUGAAUUCAAAUAUGGCUUCAUCUCCGGAUGUUGUAUCGCCUUUUUUAGUUGAGCUGAGUAAAACUGUACAGCCGAAAGCAUUUGAGGAGUUUGAGUCAAUUUGUAAGUUCAAAAGAGAAAAAAAUGGUGACCAAGAUAUAGGAUUAGAGCCAUGGGAUGAAGCAUAUUUUACACGGUCAAUGAAAUCAGCUGCUUACAACUUGGACUUUUCGGUUGUAGCUUCGUAUUUUUCUUUGACACAAUGUCUUGAGGGUCUUAAGAUUCUGGCUGAAUCCUUGUUUGGAAUGAAAUUCCUAAAUUGUCCUCUUGCACCCGGUGAAUCAUGGCAUCCAGAUGUGAUGAAAAUGGCCCUUCAUCAUCCUGAUGAGGGGGAUUUGGGGUAUAUAUACCUUGAUUUAAAUUGUAGACAGGGGAAGUAUCCUGGUUGUGCUCAUUUUGCCAUUAGAGGAGGGCGUAGACUUUCCAAAACAGAAUACCAGCUGCCAGUGAUUGCCCUUGUGUGCAACUUCUCAAAGCCACAUAAUUCAUCAAUCGUGAGACUUAACCACUCUGAUGUGGAUACCCUUUUCCAUGAAUUUGGACAUGCUCUUCAUUCUUUACUUUCACGAACAGAUUAUCAACAUUUUUCAGGUACCAGAGUGGCUUUUGAUAUGGCUGAAACUCCUUCCAACCUUUUUGAAUACUAUGCGUGGGAUUAUCGGGUCUUGAAGAAAUUUGCUAGACAUUAUUCCACUGGCGAUUCCAUUCCCGAGAAACUUGUGGAGUCGAUGGUGGGAGCCAAAAAAAUGUUCUCUGGAAUGGAAUUGCAGCAACAGAUAUAUUAUGCAUUGGUUGAUCAAACACUGUACGGUGAUCCGGCAUUGCGGACAAUCGAUACCACUUCAAUUGUUGCGGAUUUGAGAAAGCAGCAUACGAAUUGGGAACAUGUGAAGGGCACACAUUGGCAAACGCGAUUCAGUCACUUACUAUAUUAUGGUGCAGGUUAUUAUAGCUACUUGUAUGCAAAGUGUUUUGCAUCAACCAUAUGGGAAAGAGUAUGCAAGGAGGAUCCGUUGUCAUUAGAGACUGGUACUGCUAUUAGAACAAAGUUACUGCAACAUGGUGGAGCUAAAGAUCCUGCACAGUUACUCAAUCAUCUUGCUGGUGAUGGGAUUACAAGGAGCUACCAAAAUCAUGGACAUGGAGGAGAGAAGGAAAUUAAGCAGGUCUGGUGUGACCAAUGA